AUGGACAAGGUUUGGACCCCCGCCUAUCACGGAGAGGAUGGAACCAGCAUUUCCAACACGUCAGCUCUGUACUCUGAUGCUUCUGGCAAUCUCAAGUUGAGAAUGCAUUGCAGGGAGGAGGUGUUCGACGUGAUGUGGACGCAUGACAAGUACGAGGUGAAGAUUGAUGACCACGUCUUCACUGGACGUUACCUUUCAGAACUAACGGCUGACAUCAAUCGGGUUUAUCAAGGCGAUGAUGGUAUCGCAACGAGUCCACGAAGAUGCAAGUCACUAAUUUACAGUCAGGAUUUGGUUAAUUUUGCUGGAAAGAUGAAACUGGACAGGUUGCCGUCUGCUGUGCUUGAUGAUAGCCUCGGCAAGGGGUCAUUUGGUGAGGUUGUACUCGGUGAAUACUUGCUGGCUAAAAGAAAUCCAUUCUGCUUGUGCGACGGCUUAGUAAUUCAUGCUUUUCAGACAGCCCCUAACGGAAGGUCAAAGGUAGCAAUCAAACGCGUGCCCCAGGCUUCCAUCCACGCCUUGGUCGAUGCGAUGGAAGUUGUCGUGCUGUACGAGCUUACAAAGACUCACAGUGACAGCAUCAUUCAGCUGAUUGGUUGGUACCUGGACACGGAUGCUUUGUGCAUUGUGACAGAAUACGCGCCUGGUGGUUGCCUUGCAAACUACCUGGCAGGAUUGUAUAGCAGCAGUGAUCCUCUUCAACAGGGGGAAUUUCGUGGAUUCGCCAAAGAUAUUGCGACUGGAAUGCGAGUUCUCGAGCAGGAGCAAAUUCAGCACAGAGAUCUGGCUGCACGCAACAUCCUCCUUGACGCGAAUAAGAAACUAAAGAUCGCCGACUUUGGACUUAGUCGUCCACAGGGCUCGCACUUCACGUCUGGCGUCAUUGCCAUUAAGUGGGCUGCCAUGGAGGUGAUUGAGGAUGGCAGCAAGUACACCCUCUCCUCCGACGUGUGGUCGUAUGGCGUGGUGUUGUGGGAGAUCUACAGUGUGGGUUACACGCCAUACAAUGACAUCGAAAAUGCGCAAUUGCUGGAGUAUUUGAAGGCAGGACACCGUCUUGAGCGACCACUUGAUACUCCGGAUGAUAUGUACUCAAUGAUGACGAAUUGCUGGAAGGAGGAGCCAUCAGAGAGACCUACCUUCCAUGACAUCUACAAUCAUUUGACGGGAAGCGUCUGUACUACAGAAGGCCCGCCUCCACCAUUGCCCCCACGGCUCGCGCCAUCACUUUCAAACAGUUGUGUCUGA
Mesocestoides corti is the source of this 1248-nucleotide messenger RNA. The record is from the annotation of a GenBank genome assembly. Lineage: Eukaryota; Metazoa; Platyhelminthes; Cestoda; Cyclophyllidea; Mesocestoididae.